Penicillium brasilianum is the source of this 1383-nucleotide messenger RNA. The record is from the annotation of a GenBank genome assembly. Lineage: Eukaryota; Fungi; Ascomycota; Eurotiomycetes; Eurotiales; Aspergillaceae.
CGUGCACUUUGUACAUCUCACCCUAGUUUCCGUGCUCCAGAUCUGAUCUAUACCGAUACGGGCGUCCGAGACGGGCUAUAGUAUGUAUGGUGUGCCCACCGACCGUCGUGCCACUUGGCCCUGAGUUGCUCCGCAAAUAUGCAGUUAACAUGCACGCCAAUUCGGAGGAAAUAAACGUACUAGAAAAGCUCAAUAUACCGCUCGUAUCCACUCAUGACAUUACUAGACUCAAAACACAGAGGCAUCAUGUUCCCCAAGGCCCCCUCCACGGAAAUCGACUGGACCAAACUCAGUCUCAAAGGUCUCGAUCAAACGUCUCAUGUCGAGUCGCACUAUAGUGUAGAGACCGGCCAGUGGUCUGCCCCGGAAGUGGUAGCGUCGCCGUAUCUCAAGGUCCACGGCCUGUCGCCAGCGUUGAACUACGGACAGCAAUGCUACGAAGGACUGAAAGCCUGCCGCACCGAAGAUAAUCGGAUCCUCCUCUUUCGCCCCGAUCGGCACGCCCACCGCAUGCUGCAUUCGACCAGUACCGUCUCCAUACCCAACAUCCCCGAAGACCACUUCCUCGCCUGCGUCAAUCUCGUCGUCGCGGCCAAUUCCGCCUACGUCCCGCCGCACGACAGCAAUGCCCUGUUAUACAUCCGCCCACUCGCGUUCGGCUCGGGUCCGCAACUCGCCCUUACCUCGCCCAGCGAGUUCACCUUUGCGGUCUUCACCCUCCCCGGCUCGGCUUACCACGGAGUGACCGCGCAGAAUGCCCUCGUCUGCGAGGAUUUUGACCGCACCGCUCCGCUCGGCGUUGGAAGUGCCAAGGUCGGCGGCAACUAUGCCCCUGCCAUGAAGUACACGGACCGCGCGUAUCGCGAUGGCUUCCCCUUGCUUCUGCAUCUAGAUAGUCUGACGCACACGGAGAUUGACGAGUUUUCGACUUCGGGCUUCCUCGGCGUCAAGCAUGGGGAGAAACAGCAUACGCUGAUUGUGCCCCAGAGUCGGAAUGUGCUUCCUAGUGUCACCGCAGAUAGUUGUGUGCAAAUGGCCGAGCGGUUUGGCUGGAAGGUUGAGAAACGAGCUGUCAAAUUUGACGAAGUCCGGUUCUUCGACGAGGUCAUGGCGGUGGGAACUGCGACACUGUUGCUGCCCAUCAAGUCCAUUACAUACACGUCGAAAGACGAGAAGAUCACUUUCAACAACGAGAGUUCGCAAGGUGGUCCCUGUUGUGAGGCCCUCCGGAACGCAAUUGAUGACAUUCUCCGAGGUCGAGCGGAGGGACCCGAGGGCUGGAGUGUUCCUGUGAGAGAGGUUUUGAUUUAGAUAUGAACACGUUUUAAAAUGCCACUCUGGGGACAAUCGCGACAUCAUAUAGUGAUCAAUAUGACGUUUUAC